AUGGUCUUGACGGCUCCGGUGAAGGUCAUUUCCAUACGCAAAACAUCCAAGUUGACUUUUAAACGACUUUCAAGGCUUCGCUCAAGGUCAUUUCCGAACAUAAAACUUCAUCAAGUUGACUUAAAUGACCUUGGAGGCUCUGGCGAAGGUCAUUUCCGAACGUAAAACUUCCAAGUUGGCUUAAAUAACCUAC
Molecule: messenger RNA, 193 nt
Organism: Acanthoscelides obtectus
Lineage: Eukaryota; Metazoa; Arthropoda; Insecta; Coleoptera; Chrysomelidae
Source: the annotation of a GenBank genome assembly